CUUUGAUUCUGUGAUAAACGAUGGCUCUACCUGGACCUCCUCUGCUGCUCCUUCUGUCUCUGCUGCUGCCGCUGCUGUUGAGCAAGGCAUCUCUGCCUGCAGCUGCAUACACGCUCACCCCCGGACGACAGCCGCAGCACAAGCUCCUCCACCUGGACUGGCCGAGGGACUGUGGAAUGGCUCACUUCAAGCCCAACAUGGCUGAGAGGAUUGUGUCUGGAAACGAGGCCAGACCUCACUCCUGGCCCUGGCAGGUCUCUCUGCAGGUUCGUCCCAGGGGAAGUAAACAUUACAUCCAUGUCUGUGGAGGAACUCUCAUCCACAAGAACUGGGUCCUUACUGCCGCUCACUGCUUCCAAAAAGGUAAAGCCGAGGAUGCUGGGAGCUGGAGGAUCGUCCUGGGGAAGCAUCAACUGAAGCGCUCAGAGAUGGCGGAGAGGACUUUCCCCGUGAAGAGAAUCUACCGGCAUGAGAACUUCCGCUACCCGGCUCACAGCGAGCUGGACUACGACAUCGCCCUGGUGAAGGCUGCCACCGACAUCGUCCCGUCUAACUUCAUCCGCUACGCCUGCCUGCCGCGCAAGCAGACCAGCCUCAAUCCUGGACACUACUGCUGGGUCACAGGCUGGGGAGACACCCGGGGCGGGAAGGAGAAUGUGUCUCUCGCAGAAGCCCUGAAUCAAGCCCGCCUGCCCAUCAUCGACUACAAGACCUGCCGGCAGAAGAAAUUCUGGGGCGACCGCGUCCGAGACUCCAUGAUCUGUGCCGGGUUCAGGGACACUGAGGGUCCGCCUGCUGCCUGCCAGGGCGACUCUGGCGGUCCUCUGCUGUGCCAGCAGGGGCAGGACCAGUGGGAGGUUCACGGCGUGGUGAGCUUCGGCCCCAUCGGCUGCACCGUGGAGAACAAACCCAGCGUUUUCACCCGCACCGCCGCCUACAUCCCCUGGAUCGAGGCCACGCGCAUCAGGGACUUCUUCCUGCACUAAGAUGACUCAGCGCUGACAGCAAACAUAAGCUCUGCUCUGUUUUAUGUCCGACGGCAACCUGUUCUUCUAAAAGUCUCACAGUUCAUUCAACAACAGCUUCAACAUUUAAAUACACGUUCUGAAUGUGAAAUUAUUUUCUAACACUAUAUUUUA
Anoplopoma fimbria (sablefish) is the source of this 1139-nucleotide messenger RNA. RefSeq lists its product as uncharacterized. Gene Ontology annotation, molecular function: serine-type endopeptidase activity. The record is from RefSeq and is a predicted model, not a curated record. The coding region runs from base 21 to 986 and encodes 321 amino acids. The transcript has 6 exons. NCBI's taxonomy places the organism in Eukaryota, Metazoa, Chordata, Actinopteri, Perciformes, Anoplopomatidae. Gene Ontology annotation, biological process: proteolysis.